Schistosoma curassoni is the source of this 5710-nucleotide messenger RNA. The record is from the annotation of a GenBank genome assembly. Lineage: Eukaryota; Metazoa; Platyhelminthes; Trematoda; Strigeidida; Schistosomatidae.
UUCGAGAGGGAGAGCGGACUCACCCCACUCUCGGCCGUACCAUGGCAUUCGGGGGCAUGGAUGCAAAUUCUUCAUUGCGAACUAUUCGUAUCCAUGUCACUCUAAAUCUCCAACUAUUGUUUACAAUAAUCAAUUAGUUUUCUUCUAACUUACUCUUAUACUAGAAUAUCCUCCAUCGAGAACAAAAUACUAUCAAAGAUUUACUCACUUAGAGCUAAAUACUUAUGCAAAGUGAGCUUUUUGAAAACUCUAUCGUAUAUUCAAUUUUAUUUCAAGAUAAAAACAAUUGCAUUUCUAGGUUAUCAUUUACAAGGCCAGAAAAUAAAAUACUUUUAUCCUCAAAUAUCAAUUUUAUUGUCAUUUAAUCAUAUGACGUAAAACAGAAACUUAAUAAUUUUUCAUCACUAACAGGUCACUUCAUUUAAUAAAUUUUAAAAGUUCACAAUCAAAAUUAUCUAGUGAUUACAACAUAAAACUGUCAUGUGUUAGUUAUUUAUCUACGUGCUAUAAGUUUUGAUUAUUGAACAACUACGUAUGUAUGUACCACUUGACUUCUAAAAUAUUGUUAAAUUUCAUAUUACCAUAAAGUAAUAUUGUCUAAAAAGUGAUUUGAUUAAUAGUCUAUAAGUGUGUAUGGGAAGUGAUAUCUUUGAAAAUUUUGAUAAAAAUAAUUUCUCUUUUAAUGACAUGUUAUGUUCCUUAAACACUAUAGUCGAUGCUUUUUUAUGAUUUUAUUAAAACUCCCUUUGUAAAAGACUACAUUAGAGUAGACUAAAGAAUGACCGCUGUGCAAACCAUAUAGGUAAUAAAAACACUUCCUCUCAUAAUUUAAUUUACAAACUGAUUUGUUGAUUUAUUAAAGUUGUUUACAUAGAUCAAUGCAACAUUCUCUAUUCAGUUACUUUUUAAUUUUGUUUAGUUUGUGUUUAUAUCGUUCUAUAGUUAUGCUAUUCCGAAUAAAUUCUGGGAAUUAAUGGAACCAUAUUGUGCUGAAAUAACGGAGGCGAAUGUCAGUUACUUAGAAAGCCUUAUCCGAUCAUAUCAGCAUUUGGAAUCAAUUUACUUUCAUUUGCCUGUACUCAAACAAAGUGAAUCGUGUAAAAAUGAAACCAGCGAAGCACCAGCUUGCAAAAGACUUAGACGUGGUUCUUCUCAAAUUUUUCAACAGGCCACUACAGACGAAUCAUUGUGUUCAUUGAAUAACUGUAAUUCGUCCAUGUCCUCAACUCAAUUGCUCAAUGUAACCAAAUACUUGGAAACAGAGCUCAAAAAACCAGUCCCUGAAUCUUCUAUGUUAAGUAAAAUAUCUCAAUCCCUUUUGGAAUCUUGUUAUCAAGACGAUAUACUGUCAAAUUUUAGUGGAAAAUUAAAUUUCACAACAAAUCAAGUAAAAGAUAAUGAAGUUGAAGAUAAUCAAUCAGGAUGUACUGAUCCUAGUAGUUCCGAUUAUGGAACUAUAUCAUCUGAAGCUCUCCAUGUCAACAGAUACAACAAUAACACCAAUUCGUCAAACACAUUGAUAAAUUCACAAGUGACGAAUUAUCCGUCAUCAGGAUCUACGAUAACAAAUCACAAUUUCUUAAUCGAUCCACACUUGCUUACUUCACGCGCUAGUGAACCACUUAAAAGUAUAGCUAAACAAUUACGUGUCAGUUCAUCAUAUCGAGUAGAAAAAAAGAUUGCACAGGCGAUUGAUGAACUGGGCUUGUUUCCCCUUAGUGUUUUACAUCCAAAAGUUUCACCUUUGGUUGAAUCUAAAGAAGAUUGCAAUCCUCACAAUAUAUCUUCCGGCGCAGUAUGUCAUGAUACUGUUUCUCAUUCAACAAAGUUAAUUAUCCGAAAAAAUAAAAUUACUUCAUCAAAUUCAGUGAAAUCAAGUCCAUUGAAACAUUCAGAUGAAGUUCAAGAUACUCUUGAGAAAAAUCAUGUUUUAAAAAAACGUCGAGUGAAUAAUGACAAAUCAUUAUCUCCUUUACCUGAACAUCACAAAAAUACAUCAUGUGAACCAAAUCCAACAGAUAGUGAACAUUCCACAGAAUUAUCAUUGUUACCUGUGAAAAUGGAAAAUAUCAAUCCGAUUAUCGAUAACAAUAAUGAUAAUAAUAAUAAUGGCCGAAUUAAAUCUACAUGUUAUUUUAAAAAAUUAAAACGAAAGAAUUUAAAAAUGUCAAAAUCGUUAUGUUAUAAAAAUAAAUUACGAAACACUGUGAAUAGCAAUAGUACAUAUAAUGAAAUUCUGUACAAUGGAAUAACUCCUAGUUUGGAUGAUUCAAUUGAAUCAAACAAAUCGGAUUGCAUUCAUAACUCUCAUCCUGAUCCAAAUCUUCCUACCAUCGACACUGAAUAUUUAAGUGACCUAGAUAAUCCUCCAGGAAAACACGAUCCACAUAUUAAUGUCAGUCCACGCAGUCGUAAUGGUUUCACUACUCAACUGUCGACGGAAAAUGAAAAGCGACCAAUUGAUCCAACAAGUCCUAAACAAAUCCACCAUUCUCUAAGGCAUAAUCAUUUUUUACCGAACAAUUUAUCUGGAUCUCAUUGUAAUACGGACAGUAAUCCUCUAUAUGGGUCGUUAGAAAAUCAUGAACCAGUUCUCGUAAAUGGUGAUUUAUCACUAUCUGAAUUUCACAGUGAAAAAUUGACGGAAAAUGAUAGAUUAGGUGAUAAACCGAAUUCGAAUUGUAAUACUUUUGAGGGGGAUUGUGAAACAGCUCAGGUAUUAGAUUCCAACUUACACAGUUCCUUGAACCAAAAUAAUGAACAAUUUACCUCUCCACUUCAAAAUGGUCAACUCAAAUUCAAAAUAGAUUCCAACUGGACAGAAAGGACAAAUAAAACAAAUGAUUUAACAGGGAAAUGUAGUCAUGAAGCUUCUCCUAUAAUCCAGCAUAACGAUUCAAAGUCACCGGACUGUGGUAUCAAGACAGUGAUUCAAAAUCAUAUGUUCUUUAGUCAAGAUACUCCAUCAACAGCAACUACACAGUAUGGAUCUGGUGCUGUUGAUGAUAUUGGCUGGGCUAUUGUUCAACGUCAACGGGAGUUGAGAUUGUUAUGCACGGCAAACCAUCGAAUGCUUCGACGACUCGUACAGGCAGCUAGAAGAGAUAUGCAACGCCAAGAAAUACAAAGGCGUCUAGCGAUCGCAGACGCUGAUGUAAGUUCAAAGCUGUUAGUUUUUUUAUAGUAAGUUUUGGUCAUAACUUUGUUUUAGAUCACAUGAUCCCGGUGCUCACUUGACUAGUUGAUUUGCCCAAGAAGAUAUCAAGUCAAUGAAUCGAAUUUAUUCGAUAAAGUGUACAAGACUAAUGAAAUUGUGUACACCUUCAUGUAUACGAUUACAUUGGUUUCAUUUACAAGUUUCAACAAAACAAAUAACGACAAUAUUUAUAAAGUUUUCAUAUUACACCGUCUUUUCGACCCGAAAUCAUGACAGAAGAAUAUUAUGAUCCACUGCUGAAACUGCAAAAUGACGACACUAAGUAUUAUCGUUCUUUCCGUGUUUAAAAUUUUGUGUAUAUAUUUUGUUCAUACAACGGACGAUCUAUCAAAAGUUACUAUAAUAACAAUUAAGUCAGAAAAAGCCACAAAACACUCUGGUACGCUCGAGGGUGGAAAGAGCCCUCUCGUCCUAUCCAAAUUUUCUCUUAUGGUCAUGAGUAUGUAGUCUCUCCCAUGGAAGUCCUACUUACUCCUCGUGGCGUGAGUGUUUACGAAAUUAAGAGGACGAAAAGCUAAUGUCCGGCGCUUGAGCCAGGUUGGUAGGUACGGAGGAUCCGCCUAUGAAAGUCGGAAAUUCUUGAAUCCAAACCAUUGGUCCACUGGGCUUCUGGAUCUUGAGGAACAAAUGGUGUAUGAGCCUAUUUUUCGAGAUAUCAUCUCUAAUGUCGCCCCACCGUAUAUGAGUGUAGCCCACUAAAAUUUCAUCUGUUUCGGUCCGGGCGCCCGGGCACUAUCCCAACGCCCAUAAAUUUAAUGAUAAAUUAUUUGUGUGGCACAUAUAUAUUUCGGUGCCUUUUUGAACCAAUGUUUGUAUGUUUAGAUAAAUAAAGUCGGACGAAAACGAUAUCUCCUCUUCCAAAUUAGCUUUACAUCGAUUUCCUUUAAAUAACACCUUAUUUUCUCUUGGUAACUUUCCCUACCUCAUUUCAACUUGGUGAAACAUAGUUAUAUGUUAAUAAAUAGACGAAAUAAGCUUUGUGUUUUUUUAAUAUCAUUUUUUUAACAUUAUGUUGAAUACAAAUGAUUCUUUUCAUUAAUGUAAUUGAUAUAACGGAUAGUUUAAAAUAUUUAUCUCUCGCUCGAGUAUACUGCGAUAAUACGUUUAUAUGAUAAUAAGAUAUGUCACGUUAUAUCAGAUUUAGUAUUCACGACCUAGAAUAGAGAACCAGAGUAUAGACUAAACAAUAUUCUGUUCAGCACAAUUGCAGGCAAUCACUGUCAGUGAGUCCGGAGUAGAAGUCAAUAACAGGAAGGAAGAUUACGUAUUUAGUGGUCAGUAGGCUGUGUCUGUUUCUUCACACUUAGUGGAAAAUCAUAUUUCAUUUUUACUACCACAUAUCAGUAAUCCAAUAAACGAGUAAAUACUGUUUGUAAAUGACAUGGUUAAUACUUAAAAAAUAUUUUAACGAAUAAGUGGAAUAAUCCAUUUAGACACCAUAUCUCAACAUCUCUAUUAAAAGAUACACAGUUUUCAUGCUUGAGACUGCAUAAUCUAAUAGAUUAUUUUUAAAUUCCAGUGGUAGUGAGGAUACGCACAUACAUUUACACAUCUCUCUCUCUCUCUCUUCCUUUUAUUUGAAGUGGUCGAGAAGCUUUGUAGCCCAGGUGGAUGAUUUAGGUGUAGUUUUGUUUACUGAGUUCAAAGAAGUACUUGUACAAUUUGUAAUAUUACUAAUAAAUUUGUAAAUAAAAUAUUUCUUUUGUUUUUAAUUAUUCAGGUUAUUGAAGCUUAUAAUAAACUAGAAAGUUAUCGUCCACAUCGUAAACCUCCAUUGAAACGUGAUCGUGAUAUAUCAUGGAAAGCAUUGAAAGAACGUCGUAAAAUACUCAAAGAAUUAGAAGCUUUUGAUGCUAAAUCUCCUUAAAAUUGUGAUGAUCAAAUUAAUUCAACCUAUAAUAGUUUAAAUCCACUUUGUACAUAAUUUAAACUCUAUGUUCAUUCUUUAUUGUUUCUUAAAAAUAGAAAUAUUAUUAAUUGUAAUAUAUUUUAUUGCUUAUCCUAUCAUAUAGUAAUUGGGAAAAUGUGUUUUUUUCCGUUUAAUGUUAUGUAGAAUCUCACAUCAAUAUUAAUAAAUAGUUUUGUAUACUUUAAAACAAUCUGUUUUCUGUUCUUGUUUAUUUUCUGCUUGGUUUUCACUUUUUCCAAUCAAUGCUUUAUAUAUUUUUUUCAUUGGUUUUUUGUAUUCUUUAUGUAUGUAUGUAUGGAUGUAUCUAUUUUUUUUACUCUUAUGUAAGUUUUUUUGUUCUUCUUGUUGUACAUAAAUUUAUCGGGUUUCUAUUCAGUUCGUUUUUUCUACAAUUAACUAACUGUAUACCAUGAUGCUCAGCAUUUUGUUUGAUAUCGUUUUAUGAGUUCAUUGUUUUCUUUAAUGGAACAACAGUCUUUCUACAACCUUUACUAUAUAUAUAUAAUGAUUAUUACUACUACCACAUUUGUUUAAUGUAUUCAUUUAUUAUAAGCAGUAGAUUUCAAAUAUACUAUCUACUGACU